Molecule: messenger RNA, 954 nt
Organism: Colletotrichum navitas
Lineage: Eukaryota; Fungi; Ascomycota; Sordariomycetes; Glomerellales; Glomerellaceae
Product: OsmC/Ohr family
Exons: 1
Coding region: 119-835 (238 amino acids)
Biological process (GO): response to oxidative stress
Source: RefSeq, a predicted model, not a curated record
GCCCAAGGGCAAGCCUAGGAAUCUAUGAGGUUGCUCACACUUCAAAUCACAUCACCAAAUCAGCUUUGCCUGGAAACCCCGAAGUGUUACAUCCAAGUACACCAAAAUCAGCAUCGCCAUGGCGUCCUCCAUUUGCUCUCUCAGACUCGCGCAGCGCCUCCCUCGGGUGAUCUCGAGAGCUGCGCCAACAUCAGCCCGUAUCCCUAUGCAAUCACGCGUAGAAAACACCCAGAGGCGCCUUCUCAACGUUAAAUCCGCCCCAGUCCUCUACAGCGCUUCCGCAAGGGUCGUCGGCGCGCGGACGGGGCACGUCGAGGGCGACGACCUCGUUGUGGACCUCACCAUGGCCAAGGCCCUCGGCGGGCCCGGCGACAAGGGUAAGACAAACCCGGAGGAGCUCUUCGCGGCCGGCUACGGCGCGUGCUUCCAAAGCGCCAUGAACGCUUCAGCGACGAGCAUGAAGAUCCAGAUGCCCAAGAAACCCGAGGACUCUGUCGUCGAGACGACGGUCCAUCUCGUCGGCGACAUGAAGGGGCUCGAUAUGGGCCUUCGUGUCGAAAUGAAGGUCCGCGUCAAGGGAUUGAGCAACGAGGAGGUGCAGAAGGUCGUCGAUAAGGCCAAGGAGGUAUGCCCAUACAGCCGCGCGACCAAGGGCAACGUGGAGACGAACAUCGAGGUUGUGAAAUUCGAUGAUAACGGAGGUUCUUCAAAGCCGAAGAGAAAUGUCACCUCGGGGGAUUCGGGAAAAUCUGACAGCAAGCCUGAGGGCAAGUCUGGAAAAGAGUCAGGAGAAGUGGAUGGCAUGAGACCGACAGGCCACAGCGACUACCAAUGAGUGCGACAUGGUUAUGUUAUGAGCGUUGGUAUUGCGACAAAAUUGUAUGUAAUCUAUGUUGCCUCAUUAUUCUGUAAUACUACAAAUAAGUGAUGGCAUGCGGUAAAGCUUGUUUCGAC